AUGGUGGAACUUCGGGCCAUAUACAUGGCACUGAUUCAGGCAAAGGACAUUCUGCAAGGAAAACCAGUCCAGAUCCGCUCAAACAAUGCAGUUGCGUACCUCCAACCAUCAGGGAGGAACUCGCAGCCAAAGAGCAAAGAAGGAGUUCUGCCCACUUUAGGUGGUGAGGAAAAUAAGACAAGCAAAGAGUGCCGUGAUCCUAAUAGCACCGGUUUGGCCCAGAAGGCAUUGGUACAUAGAUCUGCUGAGGAUGUCGAUGAAUGCUCCAAUUCUGCUCCCUCAACGUCCAGAUCUACUGAUGCAGGGUCCUUGUUAUCACAGGCAUCUGGAUCGGCGGUCUUUGACAGCACGGCUGUUGAAACCUUUAUCCUGAAGUCAAGAGGUUUUUCACAACAGAGAAGACACACAGGUGAGAAGCCAUUUCCAUGUUCUGAGUGUGAGAAAUGUUUUGCAUGGAAAUCAAAUCUGGUUACACACCAGCAAAUUCACACAGGUGAGAAGCCAUUUCCAUGUUCUGAGUGUGAGAAAUGUUUUGCACGGAAAUUACAUCUUAGAAGUCACACAGGUGAGAAGCCGUUUUCUUGCUCUGAGUGUGGGAAAUGUUUUUCCUGGAAAUCACUACUUGUUAUACAUCUGCGAAGUCACACAGGUGAGAAUCCAUUUCCAUGUUCUGAAAUUCACACAGGUGAGAAGCCAUUUCAAUGUUCUGAGUGUGGGAAAUGUUUUAUCCAGAAAUCACAACUGGUUAUACAUCAGGGAAGUCACACAGGAGAAAGGCCAUUUCCAUGUUCUGAGUGUAGGAAAUGUUUUACAAACAAAUCGCAUCUUGUUAGACAUCAGAGAAGUCACACAGGUGAGAGGCCAUUUUCAUGUUCUGAGUGUGGGAAAUGUUUUGCACGGAAAUCAGUACUUGUUGAACAUCACAGAAGUCACACAGAUGAGAAGCCAUUUCCAUGUUCUGAGUGUGGGAAAUCUAACAAACCAUCAGCCACAUCUAUUGUAUUUAAGAUUUGGGAAGAUUUAAACAUUUCAAGUGAUCUACAAUGGCUAAUCAAACAGAAUGUAUCCUGGUUCCUUCUCAUCGAGGAAUGCUCUUAA
Pseudophryne corroboree (corroboree frog) is the source of this 1098-nucleotide messenger RNA. RefSeq names its product oocyte zinc finger protein XlCOF6.1-like. The transcript is spliced from 6 exons. NCBI's taxonomy places the organism in Eukaryota, Metazoa, Chordata, Amphibia, Anura, Myobatrachidae. The record is from RefSeq and is a predicted model, not a curated record. The coding region runs from base 1 to 1098 and encodes 365 amino acids.